Chelonus insularis is the source of this 1492-nucleotide messenger RNA. RefSeq names its product stress response protein NST1. The record is from RefSeq and is a predicted model, not a curated record. Lineage: Eukaryota; Metazoa; Arthropoda; Insecta; Hymenoptera; Braconidae. The transcript has 6 exons. Bases 49 to 1338 code for a protein of 429 amino acids.
AAUAGUAUAAUCUUUCUAGUUAAACUCGUGAUAAUAAAUUAUUUCAGUAUGGCUCGUCGAAAAUAUUUUGAAAAAUCUUUUGGUGAUUCUCUACGAACACUUAAAAUGCCAACGAAAUUAGAUAAAUUGAUGGAAAAAUUGCCAAAACCAGAAGGGGCAGUACCAAAUUUUGGAUUACCGCGAUGGCAAAUUAUGUCAUUAGACGCAAAACUUCCUUCAGUUCCAGCACCAAAGGAUGCUUAUCAUUUUUCACGAAGAAAAAUUGGCCAAGAGCUAUUUAUUCAAUUCAAAGAUGCGCAAUUUCAUUUAGAUGAUCCGUAUAAUUAUGAAAUUGAUGUUUCAUAUGAUUCAUUACAUGAUAAACAUUUAGUCAACUAUUUUUCUAAAAAAAAUAUAUUAAAAUAUUUGAUUCAACGUGGUUUUGUAACCAAAAAUUUGGAUGCUAUUUGUACUGUGAAGGAAUAUAACAUGCAUAGAAAAUAUUUAAAAAAAUUGUUUAGUGAUAAAAUUAAAAAGGAAUUUAAACGUCAAGGAGAUUUUUUCAUUGAUAAUAAAAUACUCAGAAAUGCUGAGUCGCAAGCCCAAAAAGAUAUUGAAAGGAUAAAAAUUCAAGAGCAAAAGCAAUUACUGAGGGAAAAACUACUUCAAAAUGUAAUGCUCAGUGAGAAAGAAAAAUUGAAAAAGCAAAAAAUGAAAGCAAAAAAAGAUAAGGAACGAUUGGAAAAAAUUGAAAGAAAUAAGAGAGAACAUUUGCAACAAAUGAAGUUGAAAUCAAAGCUACAUACUGAAAAUGUAAAGAAAAAACGAUUGAUGAUGAUCCGAAAGUAUCAAAAUAAAUUAAUAACUAAUCUAUUGAAACGCGCAAAACGAGAAAAAAUUCGUGAAAAAACAAUACGAGAAAAAGAAUUCCAAGAAGCCGAGCGAAAAAGAAGGAACUUGGAGCAAAAAUGGCAAAAGAAACAACAAUUUCAGCGACAGCAAAUUGCAACAGAAAAAUUUCUAUCGGAAUAUGCUUUAGAACGUCGAAAAAUUGCAAUUAAAAAAUAUAAUAAAAAAAUGAGCAAAAAUAAAAAUCGUAAAAAAGAAAAUGUUAGCAGAGAAUUUAAGAUCAAAGUGAGAAAAUUUUCAAAGCGUAAGAAAAAAAGAUCUCAGGUGGAAAAGAACUCCUUAAAAAGAUUAAGGAAUGCAAGGCUGGAGAGUAAAAAAAAGCCUGCCUUGAAUAAAUUAAAAAAUGUUCAUAAUAAGGAAGAAAGAUCAUCAAAAGACGAUUUAUGUUUAAUGACUGACAAAUGUAAAUGUGACAAUCCUGAAAAUGAGUUGUGUGAGGACCAUCAAUAAAUAGUAAAGAAAAAAAUGAACUCCAGAAACAGAAAUUUAAUGUAUCCAACACAAAUAUCCAGUCUAUAGCUUUGGCAUGGCCUGGAUUUGGAUGAAAUUCUGAUUGCGAAAAAUUGUCUAUUGAUAUCGUUCGAUCUUUUAGACCUUCCAAGAC